Messenger RNA from Carya illinoinensis, 1254 nucleotides. Its product is annotated as protein FAR1-RELATED SEQUENCE 1-like. The transcript has 4 exons. The coding region runs from base 1 to 1254 and encodes 417 amino acids. Lineage: Eukaryota; Viridiplantae; Streptophyta; Magnoliopsida; Fagales; Juglandaceae. The record is from RefSeq and is a predicted model, not a curated record. Gene Ontology annotation, biological process: regulation of DNA-templated transcription. Gene Ontology annotation, molecular function: zinc ion binding.
AUGAAGAAUGCUAUUGCUGUGGUAUUCCCAAAUACUCGCCAUAGAUAUUAUCUUUGGCAUAUAAUGCGAAAGUUGCCUGAGAAAUUGGGAUCUCACGCUGCAUUCAAUGCAGGAUUGAAGACUGCCAUCCAGGGUGCCCUUUAUGAUUCACAGACAUGUGAAGAAUUUGAAAUGAAGUGGGGGCAAUUUAUUCAGAAGUAUGAUCUUAGUGAUAAUGCAUGGUUGAAUGGAUUGUACAAUGAGAGGUCCUUCUGGGUACUGGUGUACCUUAAGGGAGUAUUUUGGGCUGGCAUGAGCACAACCCAAAGGUCAGAAAGUAUGAACACGUUCUUCGAUGGGUUUGUGCAUUCUGGUACAACGUUGAAAGAAUUUGUUGACCAAUUUGACAAUGCGCUCAGGAAAAAGGUGGAGGUCGAGACGACAGCUGAUUUCAACUCCGCCAACCAAACCAUCCCAUGUUCAUCCGCAUUCCGCAUUGAGAAGCAAUUUCAAGCAGUGUAUACGAGUGCAAAAUUUAAAGAGGAGGGUUGCAUUUCCACCUACGAUGUUUUGGAUGAAAUUACCAUUGAUGAUGACCAUGUGAAGAGUGUCAAGUACACUGUUUAUUUUAAUGAGGAGGAGGUUGAUUUGAAAUGCACAUGUGCGUUAUUUGAGAUGAGGGGGAUCCUCUGUAGGCAUGCAUUGAACGUUUGCCAGAUGAAUAAGAUUCAUGCAUUGCCGGAAAAGUAUAUCUUGGAUCGAUGGAGGAAGGAUUUAAAGAGGAGAUAUACGGUGGUCAAAAGUAGCUACGAUGACUUGCGAUCGAAUGCGGACUCACGAAGGUAUAAGUUCGUGGUUAAAUAUUGUGUAAAAUUAGCUACCCGUGUUUGCCCAAGUGAUGAACAUGUUACUGCAUUCGUGAGCCACUUGGAGGAGUUUGAGAAAAAAUUUCAAGGAUUGACACUUGAGUCCGGUUCAAGCAAGGUGAAAGAAACUAUAGUCACGGAUAAGAGUAAGAAAAUCUUAAGCCCGCAUGUUGUUCGAGGGAAAGGUAGGCCACCAACGAAAAGGAAGGUUCUGCCUGUGGAGAAGGCAGCAAGAAAGCGAAAGAAACAAUCGACAUGUAGGAAAAUAUUUGAUGAUGCAUCACAGGAUGGUGAGUUAUCAGAAGCUCCAGAAAGUGAUCAGGUACUUAGUGCAUGCAAGGAUGAUUAUGUUGUACUAACACAGUGCAGUACUUUCACACACCCAACGCCAUCGGAAAAUGAGAAGUGA